Scophthalmus maximus (turbot) is the source of this 3667-nucleotide messenger RNA. RefSeq names its product WD repeat domain 27 (gene wdr27). NCBI's taxonomy places the organism in Eukaryota, Metazoa, Chordata, Actinopteri, Pleuronectiformes, Scophthalmidae. The record is from RefSeq and is a predicted model, not a curated record. Bases 369 to 2849 code for a protein of 826 amino acids. Gene Ontology annotation, molecular function: protein binding. The transcript is spliced from 25 exons.
GACGUUCUAAAUGUGGGCGGUCACUGUUCAGCUCAACAUCGGCGGCGCUUUAUUAUUUGAUAGGUUACGUCUAAACUCUUUUAAGUCGGAAUCCUGUAGGAUGAUGACUUUGGUUUUCCAGUGAUCUGAUUGGUCAGUAAGUUGGACUGGUGACUGGCUUUGAUAUCGUAUCAAGUCAACCCGCUCCGGAGCCGGUUAGCUGUUCAGCACACGUUACCAUGGCGACUCACACCGCUAACAAGGGAGCCAGCUUCGUGGGACAGAGAACCCAGAGUUAAACCCGAAGUUGCCUCGAUAACCGCACACCCUGCUUCCUUGUACAGAGAGUCCGCCCGUGUGUCGCGUCGUGGCUUGUCAGGGAAGCAGAGAUGAUUGAAAAGCUCAGUUUGACUUGUGACAGAGUCCGCUCACACUGGCAGCUCCCAUGUUGUCACUCUUACUGUGGUGUACCAGUGCGUGGCAAGGACAUGUUGAUUUACAGCCAUGUAGACACCGAGCAGAAGCCGCUGCUGCUAACGGGGCACCAUGGUGAGAUAGGCGCCAUGACUUUUGGAAAAGGAAGCAGCCCUGUUUUCCUCUGCUCCGCCUCUGCUGAUUAUAUCAUUGUUUGGGAGAUUGAACUCUGCCAGAUGAGAGUGAAGGAGGGUCACGUUGCAGCUGGAAUCGUUAUCGGGACUUUACUGGAUGAAGUCGUUCAUCUUUCAUUCUGUUACUCUGACGAACGAGUGGCCGCUUGUUCUGGACGUAGUGUAUUUAUUCUCAGCUCAAAGAGACAGGAAGUCAUUUUUACCUUGGAGGGCCACCUGGGACCUUCAACAUCAGCAGAGUUUUGUCCCUGGAAUAAAGACGUUCUCAUCAGCACAUCAGAGGACCGCACUUUUAAGGUAUGGGAUUUAAAAACCGGAGCUGUUUCCUACCAGUCUUUUGUGCUCUCAGCCUUUCCUCUGAUCAGUGCAUGCUUCCUGGAGGAGACCAGGCAGCUUAUCACUGGUUCAACUGAUGGACAGGUGUGGUGCUUUUCCCUCCACGAUGACCACAAGUUUCACCUGGUCUCCAAAAUGGACCUUGAGAAGAUGGAAAAAAGGCAUCAACUGCACCAAGAGACCGUGAGCCAUCAAGCAGGAGGUGAGGAACCAUCUGAAGAUACAGUGGAGACCACAAAACCAGUCCUCAAAAUAGCUUCAUGUAGCUCAUUCACUGACACCAAUAACGAGCAGAAAAAGGACAGCAGCUGGUUAUGCAUUGGAAGCUUUGAUGGCCUUUAUGUGGUGGACCUGGCAACUUCAGAACUCCUAACAGCACUAUAUUUCAAAGAUUUCCCGCACUUGAGCAUCACAAUGGCAAACUCGUGGACAAUCUCUCCAGCACGGGAUAAUUCUAUGGCGUUUUUAGUGACGUCUCUGUUCACUCCAAGUGUGGUUCUGUUGGAGUUGGAUCCUUGUGACCUAGGGAAGAUCUGGGCUUGUUGUAAAGGCUUUUCAGUGUUCCCGAGUUCUCCGCCGCUGCCUGAAUCGCCUCUGAACGCUCGGUUAAAGGAGACGGAACCCAGCCAUCCCGAAAAGAAAGGAGGAACAAAGGAUCAGCCUCUGGUUUUUCACUCAAAAGUGAAGUCAUCCGGAUACACCAGUACCCCACGAAGGACUAUGUUCUCAUCUAAAACAAAUAUUCAGAAGAAUCGUUCCUCUAGCAAGCCCAACAAAAAUACAGGUUUACUUUUCAGAGAUUAUCCAGCAGACAGCGAGGCACCUACUACUCCACAUGCUCACCUGAGCGUUGCUAACAAACCAGUCUACUGCCUUCAGUAUUCAGGUGAUGGAAAACAAAUCCUGUGUGGUCUUGGCGACAGCUCAGUGUUAUUGUACAAGUCCUCACUUACUGGCAAUCCAGCAGUCUACACAGGCCAUGACAAGCCAGUGAGCAGUGUUAGCUGGAGCCUCAACAGACAGUGUUGGUUGAGUGCGUCAGAAGACCAGUCACUUCGAAUCUGGGCCCAUGGCAGCACCGACCCUGCCUUUAUCAUGGGCAACAGCUUGUUCUCCAAACCCAUAAGAGAUGCUCAGUUUUACUACCUCGACAAAUUUCUGCUUUUUGCAUCUGGACCCUCUCUAUACUUGUACCUGUAUGACGUGGACACCACACAUGACGACAUCAAGAGAUAUCAUCAACGAAGUGUUGUCAAAUUGGCAAAGCGCUUUACAACGCCGUCACCAACAUACAUCACAGCCUUGUCUGCAGUCAAUGAUUUCCUCUCUCACAUUGUCCUGCUGUGCGGUUCAGAUCGAUCCAUUCGAGUGUUUGAUAUGAACAAGAGCACAGUUGCCUCACAGCUGCUUGACGCCCACUGCAGAGCUGUCCACUGCAUUACACAGAACAAGGGCUCCAUGUUCAGCACACAGGCACCGGAUUCAUACAACCUCUUUCUAACCAGUGCAGUCAAAGAUGGUGUGAAGAUUUGGGACCUCCGUACACUUAGAUGUGUACGCCGUUAUGAGAACCAUCUAAAUCGCUGCCAUCCCUGCUCAGCAGCCAUCUCGCCGUGUGGCCGCUUCAUCGCGUCAGGCUCUGAGGAUAACGCCGCCUAUGUGUACGACAUCCGUAGCAGCAGCUACCUCCACAAACUUCAGAAACACUCGGACACAGUGCUCAGUGUGACGUUCAACCCUGCCACACCGGAGAGGGCCAAAUCACUGUCCUCUUACUGUAGUGGCCAGACAGCAAAUACAGAGGUGGACUCCGCUGUCUGCUCCAGAAUGUCACAUGAGAGUGAGACACAGACUGAGCUGAGACAGCAUCUCCCAAAUCAACUGGCCUGUGUUCAGCACAGCUGGAACUGCAAUGAAGACUGCUGACUGGGACCCUGGAUGGGAAGCUGAAACUGUUUGAGUCCAGUAGUGGGGCCCGUCUGUCUCAUGACACCAGUGCUGCUGUGCACAGUAUCCCCAACAUGACUGGGUAAUUGCAGCAGGCUGCUGCAAAGAUCAUGCAGGUUUCGUUAGAGUAGUUCCAACCCCCUGGCUAGGAUUUCAUCAAGAACGGAGAACACAAGACCUUUUGUUUUUUAUGCUGUUUAAUGAAGUUCAAAAAUAGGUACAAGUUCAAAAAGUUGUACUCUUGUAUGCCCUCCUACUUCAAAUUGUCAAACGGAGCCACCCGUUUGAACUCACUCAUCAUUGUCAAACUUCCAGCAUAUGCAUCAUUAGACCACUUUUCUUUUGACGCAGAUCCAAAGAGAUAUCAGUGGUUUGAUUGAGUAUUGUUCCCCGGGUUCGUUUAACCACAUUAUCAUGAUGCAAUAUUUACACAAUUGCAGAUAAUUACAGCAAAUUUUUUUUUUUAAAUUAUGCACAUUCCGUUAUGGUCAAGAAUCAGAUUUUGUUUGUGCAGUAUGCAGAACAUAUUGUACUUCUAUAUCAUUGCAUGUGAACACCACUUAACAGAAUGGUACACCAAGCGAUGACAUCAACUGGGUGCAACCUCUUUGGCUGCCAGACACACAGACGCUACUUCUGUUCAUACUGACACACCCAUCCUCAUUGUUUGAGCUCUACAUUCAUUCUCCUGUACCUUCUCUAUCAAACUUCACUUACACUCAACAGAAUGGAAUAUGAUAAAAUAUAGCACAUUGUUAUUGUGUUUGAACUAUAAAUAAAUUGUUACAUCCUGCAUA